Phyllostomus discolor (pale spear-nosed bat) is the source of this 7304-nucleotide messenger RNA. It is a transcript of the gene KBTBD13, whose product is annotated as kelch repeat and BTB domain containing 13. Bases 4139 to 5515 code for a protein of 458 amino acids. The transcript has a single exon. Lineage: Eukaryota; Metazoa; Chordata; Mammalia; Chiroptera; Phyllostomidae. Gene Ontology annotation, molecular function: protein binding. The record is from RefSeq and is a predicted model, not a curated record.
CCACAGGCUCCUCAGCUGUGGGCUGCUUGUCUGGCACCCGGGAGUGCUGCUGUGGACUGCAAAGGCCUUUGGAAUAAUCACCAACUGUCAGACCCCAGAAUAAGCUGUUUUGCCCUUCUGGGCCUCAGUUCCUCAUCUUUAAAAUAGGGACAAUAUUAAGGAUUAGAUGAGAUAACAUGAAAGUAUUCCACCCAGAGGUUGGCGCAUGGCCCAAAAAAGCAAACAAUAGCUCCCUCCACUCCCCCAGGACAUGAACAGCACACACUUCACACCCACCUACCAAGAAGCCAAACCAUUCAGAGACCAGAGGUUUGGACGCUUCAGGUCAAGAGAGAGGUUAUUCGCUGGGCAAGUAGUCCAACCCUCCUCACCCCCCCCCCCCCACCCCUUCAGGGCUCCUGCAGGAGGCUCUCAAGAUCUCAGAAUGCAGUGGGCCUGUGGCAGGUGCUCAGAAGAUGUCUCUGCAUUGGACAGUAGAGCAUGGACAGGUCCAGACAGGAAGAGCCUGUGAAGAUUUCUGGAUGCCAGGUCCUACCUUUGCCACCCCCCACCCCCAGGAGCCAUGCCACCUAAAGCUACAUUUUUGAGACCCUGUUGUGAUGUCACUGCAUUCUCUGGAGACACAAUAUGACAACCACUCCUGUGGUUGCACGACAGUAAAUUCAGAUGUCAAAGCUGAACAGAACCUUAGAAGUCAGACCCAAGUUCCAUUCCACAGAUGCGGAACUGAGGCCCAGAGAGGUUGGGUAGCUUUUGCAAGUCAGUGGUAGUCCCAGCGCCAGAGCCCGGCAGUAAUCCUGAUAUUCCUAACCCAGUGCUCUUCCUUCUUCAGGUCCGGGUAAACUCCUUACUGCCCUGUGUGCAGAAAUCCCACCAGGGGCGGCAAGGCCAGGGGACCCCAUCAGGCUGCAGGGGUGGGGGUGUCUCCCAAGGCAAGGGCUAUGUCUCCUCUUUCAGACCAGCGGCUCUCCUGGGAUGGGGUUGUGUGUCCUCUAUCAGACUGAGGACUGCAACUGAGUUCGGGGCCCUGGAGUCCACCUAACAAAUCCCUUCUUGUGGGCCAGUCGUGCCUCCACCUCCCGCCUUGCACAGCGCUGGGGCUGCACAGUGAAGAAGGAUGUUGGUGUGGGGUUGGGCAGGGCCUGGGAACUCUGUGGGCUGCCCACAGCCAGGACAGCUCCUUGUCCUCUCCAAGUCCCAGAGGGACGUUCACUGUCUGGGGGCAGGAAAAUCACCAGCUAUGGACGACACCCCACUGGGGCCUUGGGGCAGAGCCAAAGGCCUGAUCCUCAGUUCAGCCUCAGAACCAUGACCCUCACCUUCUGUGACCCCCUCCCCCUGCCACCUGGCUCCUGAGGGUAGGAGCUGGGUUUGUACACCAGUGUCCCACCCCACUCAAGCCAGGGCUGGCCUUGGGAAAAACUGGGACUGGGAACAAGCUUUAGCCAGGAGGGAUUUGCUCUCUUUUCCCCUACUGCUCUCAGGAAAGGUCCAGGCAGUGGCUUCACCUGGUUGUGCCUGCCAGUUACUAAGUGCCUGGAACAGGCCACUUGAGAAGGAACUUUGGCCCCCUGGGGGCCAGCCCCUCCCCAACACCGCCUCUUAGCUUGAGCCUGGAGACAGCAGUUUCUCUCCUUUGAGACAAGGCUAGUGCUGGUGAGGAGAGGCAGCUGGGCUGGGACCCGGGGUCCUGGACAGGGUGCAGUGCAGUCCCACAUCUUCGUUCACAAUCUAGGCAAAGCCCACCCCAUCUCUUGGCCUCCCUUUCCUCCCCUGUGACAUGGGAAUAGUCAGACACCCUCUUCCUCCCAAAGAGCCCACAAGCAAGGACAGUUAGGACUAGGCACUGCAGAGCCUACUUUCCUCCAGGAGGGAGACUGUCGGAACCGCUCCCUGUCAGCCAAUGGCUGGCCUCAGGGGGGAGAGAAGCUGGCAGAGGGCCUGGGAUAGUAUUCAUGGGGACUACUGCCACCCCCUCCAUUUCCUCCUCCUCUUCCUGUCUGGUCCCUAGGGCAGAGCAUCUGGGAUAUUUCUGGCUGCCUCCUCCAGGCCUUCGGCUUCCCAGGCACACACAAGUGGCCCCCACACCCAAGCCUGCUUUGAUGGAGUGACCUGGGUGGGAGUUCCCUGAUGGGGGAGGCACGUUUGUGUUGGGUCUGCAGAUUCAUACGUGAGGACAUGUGCAUGCUUGUGUCCCAGGGGGAGGGAAGGUCCCCUGCCGCCUCCCAAUGCUGGCUUUGUCUUUGUGAGCCUCUCCAUCCUCCUGGAGAAGUCCUGCAGUUGAACAUCUCCAGAAUGGCAGAUACCACCCUACACGGGUCUGGGUCUCAGUUUCCCCACUUGUAGAAUAAGUUGGCAGGAGAAGGUAAUCACUAAGCUCUCUUCCACCUGACUUUGGAACCCAGAGUCUUAGCUGGUCACCCAAGAAAGUUCAGUGCAGUGGGGAAAGUGCCCCAGGGUUGGGCAGCCGAUGGCCUGAGACUGUGAUCCCAGGCUAAAUGACCCUGGGCAAUUCUCUUUCUGGUUAUCCACUAUAAAUGAAGGGGUUGAGCCACAUGAGCCGGAAGUUCCUUCAAAUUGUGACCUUCUGGCCCAGCAUUUGUAGCACAGAGGGACAGCAGGCCCGUGAUUUAAGGGUGCAUGCUCUAGAGUCAGCCUGGCUGAGCACCAGGCCUCGAUCUGCCACUUACCAGCCCUGUGACCUUGACCAUGUGACUAAACCUCUUAGUGCCUUAGUCUUCAAAUCUAACAAAUGGGGCCAUUAAUAAUAUCUUACUCAAAGUGUUGCUAUAAGCAGUAUCUAUGAAAUUAGGGGAAAUAAUAGCAUGUACUCACAGAAUUAUUACAGGAAUGAAAGUGCUUACAAAAGUGUCUGACACAGUGCAAUUUAAGUGAUAAAUGUUCUAUUUCACGAAGCCCUUCUCCUUCUCACUCACGGCUAUAUGAUCAGCAGCCCCACUUCGCUUUUCCUAAGGUUUAGAGACACAGCAAUGGAGCUCUGGCAAGUGGAGAAUAGACAUUGGCUUCCCAUUCCCAUCCCAAUUUGGGAAGUACUUCCACAUUCAGGGGUUUAUUGGACACUGCCUGCCACCCUCCUAUUUUUACAGAGAAGGAAUCCAGGCUCAAAAUGAGAUUGGGUGCAGUCAGGGUGCAGGCCAACUUAGAACUGGAUCCAGACCCCACCUGGCUUACUCUAUUUGCUCCACCUCUGCCUCCUCCCUCCAGUGCCCAAGUACCCCCUGCCCACCAGCCGAUGGGGUAGGCUAGGCAUUACUCCUGUCCUUGCUUCCUCCCAGUUGAAUGACCCUGAACAAGUCACAUAAAUUCUCCAAGAACUUUACAGAUAUUGUCCCAAUACAGGUUUGCCCCACUAUCUGAAAGUACAGCAUUCCUUCAAAACCUUUUGCAAAUGAAAAUGGCCUAAGGCGAAGAAGCAAUUAUCUUAGGGCACAUCUUGCUAACAGAUGCAGAAAAUAAGUUGAGAUGAAGCACAGAUGCUCACAGACACGGUUCAGAGUUACUGCGACUGAAUGCUGAGAUGCUGAGCGUAGUUCCCAGGGAAGGAGCGCGGAGGGGCCUCGCUCCCUGCUGCGCAGGGUGCAUGUGCCACCUCUGCAAGGACUGGCUGGGAAACCCUGAACGCCAUUUUCGCUUCUCAGAGUUUUUUUUAGUUAGUGAAAGCAGAUACUAAUGCAGGUCUUUCGAGAAAGCAGAGUGGCAUAAGGUGAACUUUCAAAAAGCGGGGGAUACCUGUACUAUGGCCCCGUUUGGAGGAAACAGGGUCGGAGAGUUACGGCACUUGCACAAGUGCAAGGGCAUACAGCUGGUCUGGUGCAGGUUGAAUGGGACAUCUUUGUAAGGAUCCCUCAUGGUGCCCAGCAGGCAGCAGGCAGGUGCUCCGUACAUGGUCACUAUUAUCAUUUCCCAUGAGGGACUGAGUGACCGUGAAGGUCUCUGGAUGCCCUCUGGGCCUGGGGCCAUACAACCCGCUAGCCACCACAUCACAUGAGCCAUACUAUCUUUAGCCACGGAUAUAUUUAUAUCCGGGGGAAUUUUUUUCUGCUACGGGGGAGCCCCAGGGUCGGUGGCCGCUGAAUCCAGGCCCCGCAGCGAGGCGGCCUCGGCCCUCCCGCUCGCCAUGCCUCGGGGUCCAGAGACCGCGGUGCAGGUGUGGGUGGGUGGCCAGCUCUUCCAGGCCGACCAGGCCCUGUUGGUGGAGCACUGCGGCUUCUUCCGCGGCCUCUUCCGAUCCGGCAUGAGGGAGGCGCGCGCGGCCGAGGUGCGCCUGGGCGCCCUGAGCCCGGCCGGCUUUCGCACUACGCUGCAGGUGCUGCGCGGCGAGCGGCCGGCGCUGGAGGCUGCGGAGGACCUGCUGCAGGCGGUGGAGUGCGCCGCCUUCCUGCAGGCGCCGGCGCUGGCGCGCUUCCUGGAGCACAGCCUCACGUCCGACAACUGCGCGUUGCUGUGCGACGCGGCCGCCGCCUUCGGCCUGCGAGACGUGUUCCACAGCGCCGCGCUCUUCAUCCGCGAUGGCGCGCCGGACCUGGCGACCGAGCUGGCGCUGCCCGAGGCCCGCGCGUACGUGGCGGCCCUGCGGCCCAGCAGCUAUGUGGCCUUAAGCACGCACACGCCCGCGCCUGGCUUCCUGGAGGACCAGUCGCGAUCGGUGUGUUACCUGGACGAGGAGGAGGACGCGUGGCGCACGCUGGCCAUGCUGCCCUUGGAGGCCAGCACAAUGCUGGCCGGCGUGGCCACGCUGGGCAACAAGCUCUACAUCGUGGGGGGCGUGCGGGGUCCCAGUAAGGAGGUGGUGGAACUGGGCUUCUGCUACGACCCUGAGAGCGGCACCUGGUGCGAGUUCCCCAGCCCGCACCAGCCGCGCUACGACACGGCGCUGGCCGGCUUCGACGGCUGCCUCUACGCCAUCGGCGGCGAGUUCCAGAGGAUGCCCAUGAGCUCCGUGGAGCGCUAUGACCCGGCCGCGGCCUGCUGGAGCUUUGUGGCAGACCUGCCGCAGCCGGCUGCCGGCGUGCCCUGCGCCCAGGCAUGUGGUCGCCUCUUCGUGUGUCUGUGGCGGCCAGCUGACACCACAGCUGUGGUGGAGUACACGGUGCAGGCCGACGCAUGGCUGCCAGUGGCCGAGUUGCGACGUCCGCAGAGCUAUGGCCACUGCAUGGUAGCCCACCGCGACAGCCUCUAUGUGGUGCGCAACGGGCCAUCCGAUGACUUUUUACAUUGUGCCAUCGACUGCUUCAACCUGGCCACGGGCCAGUGGACGGCGCUGCCCGGCCAGUUUGUCAACAGCAAGGGAGCGCUCUUCACAGCGGUGGUGCGUGGUGACAUUGUCUAUACUGUCAAUCGCAUGUUCACACUGCUCUACGCCAUCGAGGGCAGCGCCUGGAGGCUGCUCAGGGAAAAGGCAGGCUUCCCAAGGCCCGGCUCCUUGCAGACCUUUCUCCUGAGACUGCCUAGUGGCGCUCAAGGGCCUGUGGCCUCGACAACACCUGAAUUGUGACUCCUGGGCCGGGCUUCAGGAGGGAUGACCUCCUGAGUUCUCCCUGAGUCAUGGCUGGGUCUAUGAGGCGGGCCUUCGGAGCGGCGGGGGACUCCUCUUCCUGGUUGAGAUGAUCAGAUCUCACGUUGUCAGGUGGUGUAAACAUGCCCAAGAAACUCAGGGCACAAAGACGAUGCUAGGGUCUGAGCCUUCAAAUUACUUGGGCAUUGCUGAAAGCUGGUGGGUCGCAAUGUCAGUGGCGGCGGUGGGGGAGGGGAGAAAUUGCUGUCAUCUAGGCUUGUGUGUGAAUGGGCCAGGAAUUGAGCAUGGGUGGGAGUGGGUUAAGUGAUGAUAAUCAAACUGCUAAUCAGUAGGCAAAAAUUAGGCAACUACUAUGUGCCCAGCACACUGCUUGCCCUAGUGUAGUUGGUAGUUGCCAGCCAGACAGAGGUCCACCAAGCUUAGAGUUUAGCCCAGAAAAAACUCAAUCCUAACAGAACAUUUAGAGGAUGACAGAAGUUUUACACAUAUUUGUCUUGGUCCACAAAGGGUUGAAGGCAAUAUUAAAAAAAAAAAAGAAAAAGAAAAAAACCCCACAACGUAAUAUAAAUAUAAAACAAAGUACUGAAGAAAUUAGGGCAAAGGGAAAAUAGGGAAAGGAAAAAUAUGUAAUUCCAGGAAGGAGGGUACACCAUGUGAAGAAGACAGGCAGGAUAAUUAGCUGCUGAAAGGGAGGCUCAUAUGGCAGAAACAGUGAGAGCUCAGAAGGCCCAGAAGAGGAGAGAUGAGGGACGGCUUCAGCAGAUGCGGAGUCUCCGUGAACCCUGCCUUUGAGGCAGAGCAGCUGUGCAUGGAGACAUCUGGGGCUGGGGCAAGGCUGGGCUGGUUUGCAGAGACAAUAACUGAACCGAACAUGGAGAGAUACCAGUGAGGAGAAAAGGUUUCCUUACCCCCUUAUAGGGUUUGAAUCUGCAGGGGAGAACCCAAUUGUAAUCCCCUUGCCUACCCCCCCCCUUUAUUUCAUCACCCCAGGGCAGUGGGCUAUUAACUUCCAUGAGUACAGGUCACUCAAGGUAUGAGCCAGUCCUGACCAGGUCUAAUUGCCUCAUCCUAUCCUUCCCCCACAUUCUACAGGUUAACUCUCUCCUCCUAGCCUCUGCUCCUGAUAUUCUCUGGUCCCGAAUGCCUUUCCUCUUCUCUUUCUGUUGGCUCUGUCCCCACCUCCUCUGCUCAGAUUUGGCUGGUCGUGAGCUUGGCCGCCCACACUGCUUACUGAACCCCUGACUGAUGUCAUCCUGCGUGUGUGCACGUGCAGCCGUGCAAAUGUGCAGAUAGAAGGACAGAGAUCCCACUGUGCCGUCAGCUGGGCUGGGACACUCUCCUGCCUACAGAGUAACAUGGCGAGGUCCUGACAGCACCCAUGCUGCAGAGGCCACUAAUUAGGAACCUGGUGUUAGAUGAAGACUCUUAUCCCUCCUUUAAAAUGCCCCCACCCUGGUUCCUGAUCAGACACCCACCCCCAACCUCCAUCCUUUCCAUGCCUCUGGGCAGACUUCUCUGACUGGUCCUGAAUGGUCUCCAUCCUCCAGGACCUGAGGCCCAUGUGAAACCCCGGCCUCCUCACAAGUGGAGAAUGCGGUGUCAGCAUGGCACCACCUGGACAUGGAGUCUAGUAUCAGGGCCACCCCCAACUGCCUUUUCGCCUAACCUAUGUCUCAAGCCUCGGAGAAUGCUGCUCUCAGAAGCCUGGGACGUUCUAGCGCUGGAGUAGCCUAAUCUGAUGAGUCACAACAAUAAAUCCUGACUUUUG